GUCACCAUCGUGGUUUUGGGCAACAAGUGUGACCUGCAGGAGCAGCGCCGGGUGGACCAUGACGCAGCCCAGCACUGGGCCAAGGGCGAGAAGGUGAAGCUGUGGGAGGUGUCCGUGGACGACCGGCGCACGCUCAUCGCGCCGUUCAUAUACCUGGCCA
Molecule: messenger RNA, 160 nt
Organism: Apaloderma vittatum (bar-tailed trogon)
Lineage: Eukaryota; Metazoa; Chordata; Aves; Trogoniformes; Trogonidae
Product: NF-kappa-B inhibitor-interacting Ras-like protein 2
Exons: 1
Biological process (GO): canonical NF-kappaB signal transduction
Molecular function (GO): GTP binding; GTPase activity
Source: RefSeq, a predicted model, not a curated record